CACUGAUAAAUAUAUGCUUUGGUGCAUAUCAUGGGGUCUUUUUCGUGCUUGUGAAAAGGAAAGUUCAAGGAAUUGAAGAUGGGGCAUAGUGUAUUUUUCCUGCAAAUCAUACAUUUGAUUUUUUGUCCAUUUAUGAUUGUAAAUAUUGUUGGGUUGUGAAAGAUAUGUUUUUGUGUGUUUGUGAUUGCAAAUGAGGCAUGCCUUAGAUUGAAUGGAUUAAUGCCAAGUGUCUCAAAACUAUAAUAGCCAUUGGAUUAACUUUUUCUGGCGGGAAAAUUGGGCAUUGAAAUUGGUUGUGAUUUCUCAUCACCUUUUAUAUAUAUAGUAGAUUCCUGCUACCAGUAACUAGUCUACAGUCCACACUACAAUCUUGAUUUUCUACAGUUUAUUUUUUCAUCCGAAUUUUAGCCGUGAAGAUGAGUUCCUUAGGUUCUUUUGGCUCGACGUGUCUUGAUCGGGUUUCCCCUUUGAGGUUCCAGGUUGAAUGGAAGAAGAGUUCAAAGCUGAGAAAAAACUUCGUGAGAGCUUCGUCAAUGGCAUCCCCUCAAAGCUUGCAGUUUGCUGCCGCCAAAGCUCAGCAAUCUGAAAAGUUUCGGAUUGGUGUUCUUGGAGCUAGCGGAUACACUGGUUCUGAGAUUAUCAGACUCCUAUCAAAUCAUCCGCAGUUCAGAAUUACUCUAAUGACGGCGGACAGAAAAGCUGGCCAAUCAAUACAAUCAGUAUUUCCUCACCUGGUAUCACAAAAUUUGCCAGAUCUGGUUGCUGUCAAAGAUGCAGAUUUUUCUUCUGUUGAUGCAGUGUUUUGUUGUUUACCACAUGGAACAACGCAGGAAAUCAUCAAAGGUCUGCCAACUAGUCUAAAAGUUGUUGAUCUUUCUGCGGACUUCAGAUUGCGUGAUGUUGCUGAAUAUCAUGAAUGGUAUGGUCACCCUCACAUAGCCCCUGAGUUGCAGAAAGAAGCAGUGUAUGGUUUGACUGAGAUCUAUAGAGCGGAAAUCAGUGAUGCACGACUGGUUGCAAAUCCUGGUUGUUAUCCAACAUCUGUCCAACUCCCUCUAAUUCCAUUGAUAAAGGUUGUUCUUUUAAUGAAUGACUUAUUGUUAGACGCCUCGCACACCUCUAGAGGGGGGGUGAAUAGAGGUGUUGCCCAAAAGACCAAUUUUUUGCGCGGAAACGUUCUUCACGAAUAUUUAAUAAAAAUAAUGCACCACAAACAAAAUAAAGUGAAGGAUAAGAGCAAUGCACACACGAUAUAUACUGGUUCGGCCUAAAUGCCUACAUCCAGUCCCCGAAGCAAUCGUGCCCAAGCCUUCACUAACCCGUCAAACUUAACGGAGUUUGACAAUCCGAAUACAACUCGAGAACUUGA
This is a messenger RNA of Cuscuta campestris, 1369 nucleotides long. The record is from the annotation of a GenBank genome assembly. NCBI's taxonomy places the organism in Eukaryota, Viridiplantae, Streptophyta, Magnoliopsida, Solanales, Convolvulaceae.